GAGGGCAUUCGGGUUGCAACUGAAAUAUAUACCAGAAACUGGACAUUUGGAAUACUUUGGUAUAACCCGCCUCCUUUUAUUAGAGUUCAUCGCAAAUACGCUAUGGACUGUGGAUUUAAAACAUGUAAAUACAACAACUGCAAAAUGAGUUUUGAUAGAACAGAUGCAAACAAAAGCCAGGCAAUUAUAUUUGAUGGCCGAUUUAUGCCACGAAAGCUUCGAUUUACUCGUCCAGAUGGCCAAGUUUGGAUUUUUGCGGCUCACGAGUCCCCGCUUACAUACGGUGCUGGUGGAAACUGGUGGUACAAAAAUACAGAAUAUAUAUUCAAUUGGACAAUGACCUAUGACAGGGAUAACACAGACAUAUUUCUACCAUAUGGAGAAAUACUAAAACGCAAACAUAAGGAAAGGAGAGACUUCAAGUCAAUAGCCCAAAAUAAAAACAAGACGCUUUUGAUGAUAGCAUCACACUGCAGCACACACUCGAAAAGACAAGAGUAUGUUAACGAAUUGAAGAAAUAUAUUGAUGUAGAUAUCUUGGGAAGUUGUGGUAAAAAGUGGAACUGUGGAACUCACUUCACACAUGAUGAAAACUGCUUUCAAAUUUUGAAUACAACUUACAAAUUUUAUUUAGCAUUUGAGAAUGCCCUAUGUCAUCAAUAUAUCACGGAAAAAUUUUACGAAAAUUUCAACUACGAUCUGAUAAUGUUGACACGUGGCGGUAGUAAGGAGGAAUCGAAAAUAUUCUUUCCUAAAGGAACAUACGUAGCAACAGAAGAUUUCAAAUCAAUCAAGGAUCUUGGAACUUACUUGAAAACCCUUACCGUCAAUAAAUAUGCUGCACUGCUUAAACGAAAGAGUCAGUUUUAUUCUCCGGGGUAUUUACAAGUCUAUCAAAGAGCAUUGUGUGACAUAUGUGAAAGAAUGAAUUUCGAGGACAAAUAUUCAAAAACUAUUGAAAACAUUACAAAUUGGGCAUUUGGAUCUCAGCCUUGUCUCAAAUCUCAAGAUAUUAUAGAUAUUUGAUGAAGUCGUGCGAUUAAUACCAUGUACUUAGCCGGUCAUUCAAAUACAGUGUAUGGAAUUCAAUAAAAUUCAACAAACAUUUUGUGGAAUAAAUAGUCUAUUGCAAUAUCAAACAAAGAAACUUGUCAUCGAAAAUAUCAUCGAUAUUGUACAUGCUGUAUGUAAAAUUACAUCAAAUAUGUCUUAUGGUCGUUAUUGAUCUACUUACAGUAUAAGUAUGAAUGUUUGCUGGGAAUAUUUGAAAUAAAAUACGUGAAUUAGAUAAAAUCUUUCCAUGCCAGAACAUACUUGAAAUCUUAUUCUUAUACGCUUGUUUCCGUUAAAACAAGCUUAUUCGAACAUGACGUCAUGUUAACGGGCGAUGACGUCAAUGUUAUUGUAACGACCAAGAAAUAGCGCUUCUAUACUUUAUCUUCUGUUUUUGAUAAAGGGAAUAUUAGAAUCAAAAUAACGUAUAGAAAAAUCGUGUUUUAAUAUUAUUUAUACACUAAAAAAUGGUUAUACGUCCGCGGAAUAAUUUCAUGAGGGAGUAGCCCGAUUGAAUUAUACUAGCGAAGUAUAACUGAGUUUGUGAGCAAAAAUGUAAGUAGAACAUUAUUUUGCUAUACACUAUUUUGAUUCUUACAUUCCCUCUAUCUAUAAAAAAAGAUAAAAUAUAGUAGCGCAGCAAAAACAUUGACGUCAUCGCCCGUUAACGUUAGCGUAACCAUGUUUUAACGGGAACAAACGUAUUAAGAAUAAGAUUUCAAGCAGGUUCCGGCAUGGAAACAUUAGUAUUUAUUCCAUUUCAGUAUUUUCAAAACUCAAAACUUUGAUUCUCUUACCGAAUUAAGACAAACACAUUCACAAACAAAACUCUUGUAAAACCAUAUUAACUUUCCGUUCAUAAGAGUUAACAAACAUCCAGACUUUUGUUUUGAACGUUCUGUACAUACGUGUACGUACUUGGACGUGUAUCCUUUCGGGUAUUAUUACUAACAGUCACUUGACAAACGUCUUGUAAUAGAAAUACUUUACGGUGAAACGGUACACCGUUUAAAUUGAUUUACAAUAUAUAUUUCUGUUG
This is a messenger RNA of Mercenaria mercenaria, 2092 nucleotides long. RefSeq names its product glycoprotein 3-alpha-L-fucosyltransferase A-like. Lineage: Eukaryota; Metazoa; Mollusca; Bivalvia; Venerida; Veneridae. Gene Ontology annotation, molecular function: alpha-(1->3)-fucosyltransferase activity. The transcript has a single exon. Gene Ontology annotation, cellular component: membrane. The record is from RefSeq and is a predicted model, not a curated record. The coding region runs from base 103 to 1026 and encodes 307 amino acids.